GGUGACGUUAUCGAUUACUUUAGCUUGCUAAUUUGAUUUCAUAAAGACGUUAUAGUUUUUUUAAAUUUAUUUUAACUUGGCUUGCAGAAAUAAUUAUUGGAUAAGUCAGCGUCCUUACCUUAGCUAUCAAUAAUUGAUAUACUAAGCGAGCUAGCUUGUGAAAAGAUGAGCGCGUAUCAUGGAGGUACCUAUGGUAACAAACAACAAAGUGUGGAAAGCACGGUUCAGCAGCAUGGUAGGCAGCACACAUAAUGCCCAACCCAGUGAUGAAGACUCCAGUGACGCAGAGGAACUCCCAAUCUAUGACUUCCUACAGCUCUCAAACAGUCAAAGAGGCCGCAGGCAAAUGGAGGCAGAUGAACUGGUGGUCCUCAACAGCUCAGACUCCGAGAGCUUGGCACCACCGUUCUCAGGCUUCCACCCGGAGCCCUCUUCUCUGCUCCGACAGCAGAGGGAGGAGCAGGUGGUCUUGCUCAGCAGUGACAGUGAGGAGGAGGUUUUUGUGCCCCUGGCAGUGAGACUGAAGGAGCGCCUAGGUGGUUCCUCAACAUCCACAACUGCCGUGCGGCCAGAUCCACCCCAGCACGCCUCUGCCAGCCGCCCUCACCCUUCUGUGCAACCGCACCGUUACAAAACUAGCUCAGACCCCACCUCAGCAGGCCACCGCAACACCCCUGUCCUCCUUGACCAGGAGGGAGAUGAAGAAAGCUCAUGGGCCCCUGAGGCGUCGGGGUACUGCCCGCGUGCGGACGUGGGUGCCUCUCCUCCAAAGAAGAAGGUGGCCAAACGGAGUCCGGCAGAGGUCGAGGCAGCCAGAGUGGAGGCUCUGAAGAGGAAGGAGGCUCGGGAGAGGCAUCAGGUGGAGAAGGAGGUGCGCAAGCUGCAGUUGGACAAGGACAGGGUGGAGAAGAGAGCUCUUGCGGAUGCGGCAAAGGCUCUGAGGCCCGAGGAGUGCAUCAAGCACAUGGUCGUGUCUGUGGACCCAGCUCUGUUGCAGCUGGACGGCGGUGGCGUGCUGCUCACAUCCCUGCAGGCUCUGGGCUGUAGCUGUGCCAUAGAGAGUCAGCUCCUGCCCUGCAGCAUCACCUGGGCCAGGAGGACUCCAGCACAGACAGGGCAGAUGCAGUCUAUUCCGGAAUCCCACACCAUAAUCAAUGUGCCUGUUGAGGACUUCGUCUCCAUGGUCAACAGUCACAGUCAGGAGCAGAAGAGCUACGGUAUGGACUGUGGCCUGACUCUUACUGCAUGGACACUCAGCCUACUGUCACGCAGCUCAGGCCAGACCCUCAGCCUGGCUGUCAUUGACCUGGAGAAGUACUUCAGAUCCCAGAAGUCUCAGGUGCAGAAGAGGCACCGGCAGGCUGUGCUAGGAGAGGAGCAUGGGACGGGGAAGAGGAGGAGGAGAAAAGAGGGAGGAGGGCAGCUUCCUGACGUGACCCGGGUGGAGGUGGAGGAGGCCCUGGUGCACCUGCAGCUUCACACCGGCGUUCAGACGCGCUUCCUGCCCUCCUGGAAGGACUUCUCCGAUUUCAUCGCCAUGUCCACCAAAGCUGUGGCAGAGGCGCCUUUCAAGAGGGAGCGGGAGCAGACGGGCUUCAGCUUCUGCCUGGAGAGCGAGUGGGCUGGAGGCUGCAGGGCGGACCGCGCGGGGAAGGGCCUGCUGCAGGUGUGGAAGAGGCAGCUCCAGCAGCUCAACCGUGUCAGCCCCGACAUGGCCAGUGCCGUCCUCGCUGCGUACCCCUCCCCAAAGCUGCUGGCUCAGGCGUACGGGCGGUGCAGGACAGAGCGUGAGAAACUCUCCCUCCUUUCGGACGUUCUGAUUCGCCGCGGGGAGGGCGUGACCUCCACUACGCGCAGGGUUGGCCCAGAGCUCUCCAAGCGCCUCUUCCUGCUGAUGACGUCAUCAGACCCCCAGCAGGUCCUGGACUCCACCGGUGCUUGAUGGCACUAGUGCAGAAUGUGGACCAAUAAAAGACCUGCUCCUGGUCUGUUAGCUUUUAUAUAUUUAUCUGUUGCAUAUUUUGACAUGUUUGUACCUUUUAAAUU
This is a messenger RNA of Conger conger (European conger), 2046 nucleotides long. RefSeq names its product essential meiotic structure-specific endonuclease 1 (gene eme1). The transcript has 9 exons. The record is from RefSeq and is a predicted model, not a curated record. Gene Ontology annotation, biological process: mitotic intra-S DNA damage checkpoint signaling; replication fork processing; resolution of meiotic recombination intermediates. The coding region runs from base 179 to 1942 and encodes 587 amino acids. Lineage: Eukaryota; Metazoa; Chordata; Actinopteri; Anguilliformes; Congridae. Gene Ontology annotation, cellular component: nucleus; Holliday junction resolvase complex. Gene Ontology annotation, molecular function: DNA binding; nuclease activity.